AUGUCUCGCAGAUACGACUCCAGAACAACCAUCUUCUCCCCCGAAGGCCGGUUAUAUCAGGUCGAAUACGCCCUUGAAGCCAUCUCGCAUGCCGGCACAGCUCUGGGGAUAUUAGCACAGGAUGGCAUUGUUUUGGCUGCGGAGCGAAAAGUGACGAGCAAACUGCUCGAACAGGAUACGUCGGCGGAGAAGCUCUACAUCUUGAACGACAAUAUGAUCUGCGCCGUCGCUGGCAUGACGGCCGACGCCAACAUCCUGAUCAACUACGCCCGACAAGCCGCGCAACGGUAUCUGCUGACGUACAAUGAAGACAUCCCCUGCGAACAAUUGGUGCGACGACUGUGUGAUCUGAAACAAGGCUACACACAGCAUGGUGGUCUGCGACCCUUUGGCGUUUCCUUCAUCUAUGCAGGCUGGGACCCUCAACGCCAGUUUCAAUUAUACCAAAGCAAUCCUUCGGGGAACUAUGGUGGGUGGAAGGCCACGAGUGUGGGAGCAAACAAUGCCAGUGCGCAAAGUCUGCUCAAGCAAGAUUACAAAGAAGAUUGCGAUUUGAAGGAGGCAUGUGGAACGGCGGUCAAGGUGUUGAGUAAGACGAUGGAUUCGACAAAGUUGAGCAGUGAAAAGAUCGAGUUCGCGACCGUCGGUAAGACGAAAGACGGCAAAAUCUACCACCACCUGUGGUCCGGCGACGAGAUCAUGACGUUGCUGAAAGAGCACGGCCUCGCCAAAGAAGAGGAGGCCGAGACUGGUUAG
Molecule: messenger RNA, 756 nt
Organism: Capronia coronata CBS 617.96
Lineage: Eukaryota; Fungi; Ascomycota; Eurotiomycetes; Chaetothyriales; Herpotrichiellaceae
Product: proteasome subunit alpha type-4
Exons: 4
Coding region: 1-756 (251 amino acids)
Biological process (GO): ubiquitin-dependent protein catabolic process
Cellular component (GO): proteasome core complex, alpha-subunit complex; nucleus; proteasome core complex
Source: RefSeq, a predicted model, not a curated record